Molecule: messenger RNA, 1582 nt
Organism: Zingiber officinale
Lineage: Eukaryota; Viridiplantae; Streptophyta; Magnoliopsida; Zingiberales; Zingiberaceae
Product: protein GrpE-like
Exons: 4
Coding region: 520-1500 (326 amino acids)
Biological process (GO): protein folding
Cellular component (GO): chloroplast
Molecular function (GO): adenyl-nucleotide exchange factor activity; protein homodimerization activity; protein-folding chaperone binding
Source: RefSeq, a predicted model, not a curated record
CUUCGAGAGGGAGAGAGGAAAGGGAUCUCGACCCCAAGGAGAAACCACGGUGCCGCAGCGAUGGAGGGCGGCGACGAGUGGUUGGCCGCGGACAAACUCGAGCAUCUACUAGCCUGCUUCGUCAUCACCCUUCUCGUUGCCAACCUCUCCGGACGCAGCCGCCACGCCUUUGUCCGACGGCGAAGCGCCGCCCUCGGCUCCCUCGUGGCACUCGCUGCGGGGACCGCUAAGGAGGUCGCGGACGAAAUUGGGAUCUGGAGAUCGGCCGGAGCCUCCGCCAAGGACGCCGCCGCCGAUGUCCUCGGCGUGCUCCUGGCUGCUAUGCUUCUCGCCGUCUUCGGGAGGUUACGGUCGUCAUCUCGCCGGGAGGUCGAGAUGAUUGGCGAUGAUUCUUUGGUAUAGAACCGCACACAACCAACAGACCUGAACUCUUUUAAAUCGAGGAUCUACCCUUUGUGUUGUCGACGAUCUGAACUUUCCGCAAAAUCUCUCCGGAUAGGUAGCGCUGCUCUCUCCCAAAUGGCUGCCGUGCUUAGAACGCCGUUGGUGUUCCAUUCUUCGCCGGCGGCGGGUCCUCGCUCCACUCACCCCAAGGCCCCUAGGAGUCUUCUGUCCUUCUUGUCGACGCAGAGGGCUUCGUGUGCGUUGAGGCUACAGCGAUCCCCUCUCGCUGACCAUCCUCUCCGCUUCCAACGGUUUCGCCUCUUCACCGCAUAUGGGGACACGACGAGAACCGAACAGGUGGCUGAAGUUGUGGAAAAGGAAGAUUCUGAUGAUGAAAUUUCUUUGGAGGAUGGAACAACCAACACCCAAUUCAUUGAUACCGAAGAAACAGUUGCUUCAACUGUAUUGCUCUCACUACAGUCAUACAGAGAUGCUUUGGCUAAUAAAGAUUUAUCAAGAGUUGCUGAAAUCGAAGCCAUUCUUCUUUCAAUUGAAGAUGAGAAAAACUCUCUUUCAACUAAAAUUGCAUCUUUAUCUCAAGUAUUAUCAACAGAAAGGGACAGAGUUCUUAGGAUCAGUGCUGAUUUUGACAACUUUCGAAAAAGGACAGAGAGAGAGAGACUUUCUUUGAUGGCAAAUGUGCAAGGUGAAGUGAUAGAGAGCUUAUUGCCUGUUUUAGACAACUUUGAAAGAGCUAAGUCUCAAAUAAAGGUUGACACUGAGGGAGAGGAGAAAAUCAACAACAGCUAUCAAAGUAUUUAUAAGCAAUUCCUUGAGGCUCUGACAUCUAUUGGCGUGGAGGCUGUGGAAACUGUUGGGUCUCCCUUUGAUCCGUUGCUUCACGAGGCUAUAAUGCAAGAGGAAUCAUUGGAAUUCGAGGAAGGCAUCAUAAUUCAAGAAUUUCGUAAAGGUUUCAAACUCGGGGAGAGGCUGUUGCGUCCGUCCAUGGUGAAGGUUUCUGCAGGUCCAGGCCCAGAAAAAGUGGGGGAUGACAUUGUAAUACCAGAUGAAGAUGGUGAAGCAGUUGAAAACAUCGAAGACGAUAUUGAUUCCUGAACCAUGGAAAUUUCACAGUUUCAUUCUGAUUGAUAUAUACAGUCUAUUUUGCUAAAUAUAGAUGAUAUAUUUUUUUCCGUAA